GCUCCAUCCAGCAUCAUCACCAUUCCUCGCCAUCCUCCUCCUCCUCCUCCUCCUCCUCAUCAUCAUCAUCAGCUUCAUCGUCGGUGUUGUGUCGAGAGCGGAUCGUCGCCUUUUAGCAGCAAGUGGCUUGUUUUCAGCAGGCCCGCAGUCAUGACUAAAGAGGAGAACCUGGAGAUGGAGGAGAAGGGGAGGCACGACCGCGAGGAACAGGAGGAGGGGCGGCACGACCGCAGAGACGAGGAGGACGAGGAGGAGGAGCUGACGGAGGAAGAGGAGGAGGAGCGGGAUGCGGAAGACGAGGAGGACGAGGAGAGGGCGGGAGACGAAGACGAGCGCGACGAGGAGGAGGAGGGAGGACGACGUCGGGAGCGGCAGGCGGCGGGCCCGGAAGGCGACGCCGCCGAGGGCGAGCCGCCGUCCGUGUCCGCGCUCCCGAGUCCGGUCCGCGAGACCCGACGUCGAGCCGUGGUGCACCCCUCGGCGCAGGCGCCGCUCCCCAAAGACUACGCCUUCACCUUCUUCGACCCCAACGAUCCGGCUUGCGCCGAGAUCCUCACCGACCCCCGGACCACCGUCCCGGAGCUGUUCGCCAUCGUGCGUCAGUGGGUUCCCCAGGUGCAGCACAAGAUCGACGUCAUCGGCGACGAGAUUCUGAAACGCGGUUGCCACGUGAACGACCGCGACGGCUUGACGGACAUGACGCUUCUUCACUACAGCUGCAAGGCGGGCGCCCACGGCGUAGGAGACCCGGCGGCGGCGCUGCGUCUGACCAGCCAGCUGAUUUCUCUGGGCGCGGACGUCAGCUUGAGGAGUCGCUGGACUAACAUGAACGCUCUGCACUACGCCGCCUACUUUGACGUGCCAGAACUGGUCCGAGUCCUGCUGAAGGCCGCCAAGCCCAGAGUCCUGAACUCCACGUGCAGCGACUUCUGCUACGGAACAGCUCUGCACAUCGCCGCCUCCAACCUGUGCCUGGGCGCCGUCAAGUGUCUGCUGGAGCACGGCGCCAACCCCACCGUCCGGAACGAGAACGGGCAGGUCCCGGGCGAAGUGGUCCCCGACCCGAUGGACAUGAGCCUGGACAAGGCCGAGGCGGCCAUGGCGGCCAAAGAGCUGAAGCGGCUCCUUCUGGACGCCGUCCCGCUGAGCUGCAACCUUCCCAGGGCCACGCUGCCAAACUACGACAACAUUCCCGGAAACCUGAUGCUGUCCUCGCUGGGGAUGAAGCUGGGCGACCGUGUGGUCCUGGACGACAUGAAGAAGACCGGGACAGUGAGGUUCUGCGGUACCACAGAGUUCGCCAGCGGGCAGUGGGUCGGCGUGGAGCUGGACGAGGCCGAGGGAAAGAAUGACGGCAGCGUCGGCGGCGUUCGCUACUUCAUCUGCCCGCCCAAACUGGGGAUCUUUGCGCCAGUGUCAAAGAUCUCCAAGUCGGUGGAGCAGACCGUCUCCUCUGUCACCUCCACCCCCAGGACUCCUCGCAUGGACCUUGCCUCGCGCCUUGCCGGGAAGAAUAAGAAAGAGAAGGAAAAGAAGGACAAAGGCCUGAAGAAGAAGUCGUCAGUUGUCAGUCUGGACCCAGAAGGACACAACGUUGAGGUCGGCGAUCAGGUCUUGGUGGCCGGGCAGAAGAAUGGCAUCGUGCGCUUCUAUGGAAAAACAGACUUCGCUCCAGGUUUGUGGUUCGGUGUGGAACUGGACCAGCCCACUGGCAAACACGAUGGCUCCGUGUUCGGGGUCCGCUACUUCAGCUGCCUCCCCAAGUACGGUGUAUUUGCCCCGCCAUCCCGGGUCCAGAGGAUUGGAGGACCUAAAGAGGGCUCGCAGAACGAGCAGAACUCCAUGGUGAAGAAAGUCCACCAGGUCACCAUGUCUCAGCCCAAGCGUAACUUCAACGCAGUUCGUUCUCCGAAAGAUCUGACCUCCGAGAGCUCCAUAUCCAGGUUGCUCUUCUGCUGUUGGUUUCCGUGGAUGCUGCGAGCUGAGGUGCAGUCCUAACCACGUCCUUCUCCUCUCCCAGCAAAUCUUCGAGCUACCUAUCGCUGUCCUUGUCAAACCUUGUGGAACUUCCUGUCCCCUGCUCUCAGCUCGCGCUUCUCCUUGGGUGUUUCCUCACACUCUCGCGUUCUUCUCUCUUAGCCGUCGGAAAUCUUUAGUGCCUUGUCUAAAUCUUGAUCAAAUGUUGCGUAAUUAAUCCACACCACCACCACCUCCUCGAUAGUUAGCAUCUCGCCUCCUAGCUGGCUGUUAGCUCUUGCUGCAACCUAACCCUGUUUUGAUUUGAUUGCUCCGGAUACUACAGUGACUUCACUUCCCGAAUUUGGGCUGCUUUUGUUUUCAACAGGUGUCGUUGUCGUUGGCUUUUUUGGUUUUUUUUCUUUUUGCCAUCUCACAAAGCUGCAACGUUAAUCGCGAGCUUACUUCUCUUCUUUUGCGACGUGAAAGCGAAGACGAACGCUUUUGCUCCCGGAUCACUUUUGUUUGAGAACAAGACGGUCCCACUUUUGGCUCACUCUGGCAGCUCCGCGAACUCCGUCCGUCCUUUGGAUCGCCAAAGUUCAGCACGGAAACACGAAGAGCGGCUGGAUCUUGAACGAACUACUUAGACCGGACUACGGUCGGCUUUCUUGAAAUCUAGUUUUUUCACCGACCUGCUAACCAAAACUCCAAAGCGAAAACUAGAAAAGCGUUUUGAAGCCUUUGUGUUGCUGCCUUUCUUUGUAAGCGCUUAAAAUCUUUUGCUCGGCUCAGGAUAGUGCCAACCUUUCUCCAAGAGAGGCUUCUGGUAGACGCCUUCAGGUCUGCGGCCUUACGAAUAUGAUCAACAAAGUCGCAGUUACUUGAUCGAAAAUGUCAUUUGAGGACGGAUUUGCGCUCGUUUGGGCCAUUUGGGAAAAGUCCCGGAAGAACUUCACGGAGAAGCUGCUCUUGACUGAUUCUGCGUCCGAUUGGAAGUCAACAUGAUCGAGCGUCGUCUGCUUUGGCCACCGGGCGCCACCGGCGAGUCGCUGGUUUGUCGUCACUUUGAUAUCGUUACACAUCCGGCGUAUAUAAAUACUGGAAGAGUGUAGAUAUUGUUUUAUUAGCUCACCAAGUGUACUUUUGCUUUUGUUCUUUCCAUCCGUUUCUCUGGUUUACUGCAUGCUGUGUACUAUAACUGCGAAUCUCCUCAUCCUCGCUUGUCGCCACGAGCAUGAAAACGCAUCCGACAGUUGUUGUCAUUCUGUUCAAAUAAAGGAUUUGAUGUUGGCCUUUUUUUCAAUUCCUUUUGACUUGUUUUUGUUUGCGAUUUCGGCGCCGUCGUGCGGGACGGCGCCACAAUUCGGCCCGCGGUGACCGACAAAUAUUUGCGUGAUGGACGCCGAUGCCGAUGCCGCAGAAAAUACAAUCCCUCCGGGGACGGGAAUAAAAAAAGGAUGCGAGUAAAGAUGUGCCACAAGGAUUUGAAUGAAAAAUGCCACAGAAAAUUUGAUGUAUUUUUGUAUACAUAUUUUGACUACAUUUUCAAAUUCACAUUAUUUCAAAGUGAUCACAUUUUCAUUUUCCUGAGAUUCGACUGGCUAAAAUUUGCCGUCUGAAAUUCAACGUUCAGAUUCCGUGUAAAAAAAAAAAAAAAAAAAAAAAGGUACGAGGUUAUUUCAGGUCACAGCAAAAGGACAUCAGAACCCAACACCCGGCCGGCCGAUCCGCUUGCACUUUCUUCGUCACGUGACGUCACAAACUAGCUCGCUAGCACUUGUGGGGGGAGACGAUUGAGCAAUUUCUGAUUGUGUUACGUCGCAUCUUAAAGUCGUAGUUUGGUCCUCAACUAUCUUCUUCUUUUCCUUUGGGCUUGUCCCGUUGGGGGUGGCCACAGCGUGUCAUCAUUUUCCACCCAAGCCCAUCUGGCGCAUCUUCCACCGUCCUCGCGUCCCUCCACCUUUUCUCGCUCUCUCUUCCCCGGUAGCUCCGUCCUUCCCACCCUCCGACCAAUUUGCUCUCUCUCUCUCUCGCCUCCGGACAUGUCCAAAACCUCCAACUUUGGCUGUCCCUCCCUCUCGUGAGCUCAUUUCCAGUCCCAUGCAACCCGCUCACUCCGAGCGAGAACCUCAGCAUCUUCAAUUGUUCUGCUUCCGGUUGUCUUCAGCGCCAGCCACCGUCUCGUCUCACCAGUGUUUUAGAAACUUCUGCCUUCAUCCUAGCGUGGACUCUUGUGUCACCUUCCGCCAAUGGUUCCAACCCGCUUGCGCUUGGACCCGUUCCAUUGGUGUGUACUGUAUUUGAAGUGGUCCACCCUCGCCAUCUCUCCUCCCCGGAGCUUCACUCUUCCUCCUCCGCCCCUCACAUUCAUGCACGUUCAUUCUGUUUUACUUUGGUUUUGUCCUCGACUGUAAGAAAUGUAAUUCAGCGCACGAGUGGAACGACUCUUGUCACUUGUGUGCCUCGUCGUCUCAUCAUUUUGCUCGGGUUUAGUUUCAGUCGGUGUUGGAUUUUUGUCGUCGCGAGUCAUAUCGUGUUAAGUGUUUUGUUUCACGACGGGGUUUUUUUUUUUUUUUUUGACUUUGCGUCUUGGUUGUUUUGUGGGGACUUUGUUACUGGAAUUUUGUAUUUUUUACAUGUUUCCACACGCCUUUUAGUUUUGGAUUCUUUCUCCACCCCCACCACUUCAUUCUGCAUUGACUUCCAUCUUGCCGAUGCACGAGUCCUCCGCCAAAUGUUGACAUUCAGCUAUUUUUCCAACUGGCAUUUGAGGCCACAGAAGAACAAAGAAGGACAAUCCUUAAGGUACAAUUACGUU
Syngnathoides biaculeatus (alligator pipefish) is the source of this 4777-nucleotide messenger RNA. It is a transcript of the gene clip3, whose product is annotated as CAP-GLY domain containing linker protein 3. The record is from RefSeq and is a predicted model, not a curated record. Bases 151 to 1998 code for a protein of 615 amino acids. Lineage: Eukaryota; Metazoa; Chordata; Actinopteri; Syngnathiformes; Syngnathidae. Gene Ontology annotation, cellular component: cytoplasm; microtubule plus-end; nucleus. Gene Ontology annotation, biological process: cytoplasmic microtubule organization. Gene Ontology annotation, molecular function: microtubule plus-end binding. The transcript has 14 exons.